Malassezia globosa CBS 7966 is the source of this 888-nucleotide messenger RNA. RefSeq lists its product as uncharacterized. Lineage: Eukaryota; Fungi; Basidiomycota; Malasseziomycetes; Malasseziales; Malasseziaceae. Bases 1 to 888 code for a protein of 295 amino acids. The record is from RefSeq and is a predicted model, not a curated record. The transcript has a single exon.
AUGUCUUUGCUCGCGAGACCUGCGCCCUUUACCUCUUGCAUGCCCCCUGAUUGGAUGACCCCUACUUCCACUAUAACCAGUGCUCCGACCGCAACGUCCGCAGGCACGACUGCUGACUCACUUGUUCCACAGUCGGACGUUCCUCGCCUUGAACCGCCAUCUCGCGCUCUGGCUUCAGUUCGUGAAAGCCCUCCCGCACAUCCACACCACUCAGAGCUAUUGAGACACAUAGCUUCGAGAGAUCGACAUCCUGCUGAACAACGCCGGUCUUCCUCUGCACCUCCCUGCACAAACAAUGUGCUACAGGGCUCCAUUCCUGAUAUUCCUGGUCGUCAAAUGACAUUUGACGAGACUAUGAACUGGCUUUUUGGACAAACCGUGGACACGUGCAAUAGCCCAAUACUUCAGGAUGCAUCCAUGUCCACGCCUUCCGCACUCACGUCGUCACCCGCCACCAUGACGCCGAAUUGUGACGCGUGCUGGCCAUCGUGUUAUUUUUCUUCCGAAGAGUCUGCCGGUGAACACACUAAAACGUUGGAACAACUAGAGAAUUUCGCACUAGGUACGCCUUUGCUUGCCUUGGACUCGUCUACUUCUGCGAUGUUACCAGCUACUGAGAUGCCUAUUCCGCCCAUUUUACUACCGCCUGUCUCUCCCAAAACCCAGGUUCCAUUUAAUUUGCAAGGCGUGUCCAAUACAGCCUGUGGAGGGAUAGGCUCUCAACAGGCGCUCACUACUCACAUGGCUCUGGACUCGCCUGGUUCAGCGCUGAACAAAGUGAGUGACGGCCAAUGGCAGCUGCCCUUGCCACAAAACUGGCUCUCCGUGGAGCCAUACGAGUCUCAAAAUUGGGAAACAUCUCAUCCGUUUCAGGGCGGUUUUUUGUAA